Molecule: messenger RNA, 1311 nt
Organism: Ochlerotatus camptorhynchus
Lineage: Eukaryota; Metazoa; Arthropoda; Insecta; Diptera; Culicidae
Exons: 1
Coding region: 1-1311 (436 amino acids)
Molecular function (GO): zinc ion binding; nucleic acid binding
Source: RefSeq, a predicted model, not a curated record
AUGCAGCUGAAGAAGAUGGCAAAAAAGUCCUCUAAGGAGCUGCGUAGCCUUAUCGAUGAAUGUUCAAGACAUAUGGAAAACCUGAAGUUCCACGAACAGCACCUGUUAGGAGUUUCGGAGAUUAUCAUAGUCCAUAUUCUAUCAGGUGCCCUCGAUCAAGAAACAAGGGAGUUAUGGGAAGGUACGAUCGACCAUGGAGACCUCCCGAAGUAUGUGGAAACUAUGGAAUUCGUUAGAAAGCGGUGUCUCGUACUGGAGCGGUGCGAAUCGUCGGCACCAUCGGUGCCUUUUAUCAAGCAAGCAGCUACCAAGGCACCACCAAGCAAAUCAUCGAAAAUAUCUGCUGCAACCACAGUGUCUAGCGAGAUCGUCCGUGAGCUGUGCGGUGGAGACCAUCCGAAUUUCAAAUGCAGCACUUUUCACAGCAGGAGCGUUGCGCAACGAUUGGUUAAAGUGAAGGAAGCCAGGGUUUGUUUCAACUGUCUGCGUAAGGGCCAUACGGGCAGGUCAUGUUCGUCCCAGAGAACGUGUUCAAAGUAUAACCAGAAGCACCACAGUAUGCUUCACCAGGAUCAGCCAGAAGCGCAAGUACCACAGAAGCCCAAGGACAAGCCAGAGGAGCUACCUGCAGCAAAAACGGAUGUUGCUGGCAGGAUCGAUCCAGAUCCACAGGAAAGUAGAAGUAGUGUUUCGGUAACAACGUCAUGUCUCGGUGGCGGGUUGUCACAAUCGGCCAAACAGGUGCUUCAGACAGCAGUUAUCGAUGUGGAGGAUGUACACGGUCAGCUUCAUCCUUUUCGUGCGCUGUUGGACUUGGGUUCACAGGCACAUAUCUUGUCGGAAUCGAUGGCACAACUUCUCGGUUUACCGACCCUGAAAUGCAACAUUACAGUGGUAGGAGCAAACGCAGUGAAGACUCAAGCAAAGAAAGGAUUGAACCUGAAUUUCUCGUCGAGGUACUGCUCGCUUCAAGGCAACAUCACAUGCCUAAUUUCGGAAAGACCGACUGGGAAUCUACCGUCAAUAGCGAUUGAUGUAUCUUCGUGGAACCUACCACAAGGGUUGCAGCUAGCGGAUCCAGAGUUUUUAAAGCCACGCGAAAUCGAUUUGGUGCUUGCUUCUAAUUACGUCUGGGAUUUGCUUCGAACCAAGAAGGUGGUCCUGUCCAAUGGUGCAACGUCUCUACGAGAAACAGAUCUAGGCUGGAUCGUCACUGAUCUAGGUGAGAAAUUGGAAAAAUUUUGGUUCGUUGAGGAGGUGACUUUCAACACUGAAGAUCAAGAAAUUGAGCUACAUUUCCUGGAAACCUAG